AUGUCCAAGAUUAGUGGUUGGUCCGAAGAGUUUAGUGCACGCCUGAAAAGAAUUCAGCCUCAAGCUCAGUUUGAUAACGUUUUCAUUGAUGCCCACAGUUCAAAGCCGAACAGAGGAAAACCUAGUUCCAAAACUAGAAACGGCCAAGUAGAAGGAGCAGUUGGGGGGACAUCAUCCUCUAACAUAGCGUACCUUGUUCCAGAGGAGGGCAAGACAAGUGAUUUUGAGUUGAAGAGUGGGUUCCUACAUCAUUUGCCUAAGUUCCAUGGACUCUCAGGAGAUGAGCCCAAUCAACAUUUCACUAUGUUCCAGUUCAACUGUGAGACCAUGUGCCCUAGAGGAGCUGGUAUUCAUAUAGUGAAGAUGAGGGCGUUUCCAUAUUCAUUAGAGGAUCGAGCUCAAAAGUGGUUGUUUGAGGUACCUACUGGUAGGAUUACUUCAUGGACAACAAUGGUGAACGAGUUUCUGUCAAAAUAUUUUCCAUCUUCAAGGGUGACUCACAUAAGGAAGCAUAUAACUAGUAUCAAGCAAGGGCCGGAUGAGUCAUUUUACAACUACUAUGAGAGGUUCAAAUCUCUUGUAGCAUCAUGCCCAGCCCAUGGAAUUAGAGAAGGUCUGUUGCUUCAAUAUUUCUAUGAAGGAUUGCUACAAAUGGAGAGAGAGUUUCUAAAUUUAGCAGUUGGUGGAUCAUUUCUAGACAAGAGUAAUGUGGUAGCAAAGGAUCUAUUGGAGAAAAGAGCCAUGAACAAUCAGCAAUUUGGGACAUCUGCUAGUUCCACACGGCAGGUACAUGAGACCAAAUUGACCAAAUUGAGUUCAAGCUCUGCUCUAGAGGACAAGGUUGAUAAGGUGUCCAAGAUGAUGAGUCAUUUCAUGAAGACUAGUGCAGCUCAAGUUUAUGGAAUCUGUAUGGAGGGGCACCCUACUGAUCAUUGUCCUCAAGUUGCUUCUAGUGGAGGGUAUGAGGAAGUCAAUUCCCCUGGUUAUCAAGGAGGUCAGAGACCACAAGCUCCACUACUCAAUGUUCCACCUCCCAACGUGGCUAGUACUCCUAAUUAUGAUAAGAUGUUGAAAUCUUUAGCUGCUGGGCAAAGUCAAUUGAAUACCGUGACUCAAACUUUGGUGGUGGGUCAACAAGCGAAUAUCAAGAACAUUACGGAGCUAAACACGCAUAUGGGUCAGAUAGUAGACUUUAUGGGCCGUUUUCUGAGCAAGGGAAGUUGCCAAGUGGUGUCAUACCUUACCCAAGGAAUGAGCAAGCCCAAGCUAUCAUGA
Molecule: messenger RNA, 1275 nt
Organism: Argentina anserina (silverweed cinquefoil)
Lineage: Eukaryota; Viridiplantae; Streptophyta; Magnoliopsida; Rosales; Rosaceae
Exons: 3
Coding region: 1-1275 (424 amino acids)
Source: RefSeq, a predicted model, not a curated record